AUGAACAUCGCGCUGAAGCAUUCGAAAGCUGUUGAUUUUCCAAAAACUGGAAUCCCACCCGAUCCACUAACAAGGACCUGGACAAAGGACGAAAAUGAGAAGGUUAUUCCGCCAGAAAGGGCAUGCCGAUGGCCGGAUUUUAUGUGCAAAAACCACGAGCCAAGUUAUGUUUCGCCACGUUUGGUUGGCCAGUUAUUCAGGCGCGUGCACUUGCUAGUUGAUGUUUUUAAUCAUGUUGGUGCAGUGGAGGAUGCAUCACCAUUGGAUUUGGAUCCUGAUCUCGAAUAUCCAGGCUGGGAAGACUACCGCAUCGCGGCACAAACUCAGUUUGACUGCUACCACGCUCAUAUUAAAGUUCGCUUUAAAAAGGCUUGCCAUUCUGAAUGA
Molecule: messenger RNA, 387 nt
Organism: Gongylonema pulchrum
Lineage: Eukaryota; Metazoa; Nematoda; Chromadorea; Rhabditida; Gongylonematidae
Source: the annotation of a GenBank genome assembly